Messenger RNA from Belonocnema kinseyi, 2628 nucleotides. RefSeq names its product striatin-4 (gene Cka). The transcript has 13 exons. Gene Ontology annotation, molecular function: protein binding. The record is from RefSeq and is a predicted model, not a curated record. NCBI's taxonomy places the organism in Eukaryota, Metazoa, Arthropoda, Insecta, Hymenoptera, Cynipidae. The coding region runs from base 1 to 2628 and encodes 875 amino acids.
AUGCCUUUGCAUCCUGCACCAUCGGCAGAAUCGAUUGGAGGAAAGGGACAUAGGCGCAGGAGGCCCAAUAACUUAGAAAGGCUUGGAUCAAAAUCGGGAAGCUCGGGGUCGAGGGAUAUGUUGCACAGGUGGAAACAGUCGACGAGCGCAAUUAGCAGCGAGAGCAUCAAUAGCGAAGGGGAAAAACGGAGGAUGAUAAAAGGAAAAGAGAGCAGGUGGGCGAAGAUGUGGAGAGGGGAAGAAUGGGAUCAAUUAUGGAAAGGAGAGAAAGAAAAGGUGCAGAAUAAAUUGGAAAGUAUAGAAAACAGGCAGAGAGAGAAUAAGGAGGUUAGGAAAAGGGACAUAAAACUGCUAGAAGAAAGAGUGAGCAAAUUAGAACUAAGGAAUGAGUUUAAGGUGGGAGAGAAAGGAAGUAUGGAAGAAGUGAACGAGUGUGAGAUGCUCAAGCACGAGCAGAAUGAAAGUUGGCGCUUGAGACUGGUGGAGGUUGAAAGAAGAAUGGAAGGGGAAGAGAGAGAGAGAGAGAAAAGGAAGAAGAACAUAAUAGUGAAGGGUUUGAAAGGGGACAGUGAAAAGGUAGAGGAAGAAAUUAGGAAGGUUAUGAGAGACAUCGGCGCGCAAGCCAGAGUGGAAGUGAUAAGAAGACUAGAAAGGAAUGAAGAGGGCAAAGAAUGUUACACGGAUCUUACGGACUACGAAUACGACGGAGUUUUGCAAAAUCUGUACUGCGGAAUUUGCACGCAGCAAAUACUCAAUGUGCAUGAAGCGUAUAAUCAUAACUGCUUCCAAAAUAUUGACAUAGCAAAUUUUCCCAUUAGGGGCAAUGGUGUUACCCUGAGUGAACCAUGUGAGAAGAAUUUUCAGCAAGAAAAUGAUAUAGAAUAUUUGGACAAAUACCAGGAGGACUGUUUUCAGAAGGCCCGAAUAGCGUUUCUUCAGGGAGAAAGAAAAGGACAAGAAAACUUAAAAAAUGACCUUGUAAGGCGAAUAAAAAUGCUGGAAUAUGCUUUAAAGCAAGAAAGAGCAAAGUACCACAAAUUGAAGUUUGGAACUGAUUUAAUAAUUCAAGAUGGAAAACCACCUGGUUGUGAAGAAAGUACUUGUACCGGCUCAGAAGGAGGAGCUGGCGAUGCAGAAGUGUCAUUUACGUCGGUUAGUAAUAUAACAUGGAGAAGAAGUCGGCAGCUCUUACGACAGUAUCUGCAGGAAAUAGGUUACACUGAUACAAUCAUUGAUGUUCGCUCAAACAGGGUUCGGUCUCUUCUUGGUCUGAAUAAUAAUACUGAGUCGGAUGAAGUGAACACUCCCGCUCUUAAUGGAAAUGAACCAUCGUGUAAGCGAACGGGUGAAAGAUUAAUAUCAGCAAAAAAGGUAGAGCAUCAACCGACGUCUAUUGCUGAAGCAAUGAUACUCGAUACUGAAGCUGCUAUUUUGGCAAACUUCAACUUUCUUGUCAAUCAACAUGAUGACCGACAAGAUAUGGAGGAAGACGAAGAUGAUGUUGAGGAUGAAUUAUACGAUUCAAAGCCAGACUGCAAACAAAAUAAGACAUCUUUGUUGCUUGGAGAGGACGUUGAUGCAGAAGCAGAGGAAGUAUUAAAUGAAUUGAAUUUACUUACCGAGCAUGAAGAAUCUAUCAUUCACGUCGACAUUGAUCCUUCUGAAUGGAGUGCUGUACGCAGAGGUUUACAACCUGACCCACGACGACCUUGUGAAGAAAGUGAUUCUGCUUUGGGUCUUGGGGAAUUAGCACAAUUAACCGUCAAUAAUGACGCAGAAGCUGCAUAUGACAUGACGACAAGUACCGAGGAGGCUUUCCGAAAAACAUGGAAUGCUAAGUAUACUCUGCGGUCACACUUUGAUGGUGUUCGAGCCCUAGUUUUUCACCCUACAGAUCCCGUUUUGAUUACUGGAAGUGAUGAUCAUACAUUAAAACUCUGGAAUCUUCAUAAAACUGUUCCAGCAAAAAAAUCCGCGUCCUUGGAUGUAGAACCACUCUACACGUUUAGGUCACACACUGGUCCUGUUCUAUGCUUGGCUAUGUGCAGUACUGGAAGUCGUUGCUACAGCGGAGGAUUGGAUGGAAUGAUUCACUGUUGGAUGCUUCCAUCUUCCAAUAUAGAUCCAUAUGAUUCGUACGACCCUAGUGUUCUGAGCGAUACUCUGGCUGGACAUGGUGACGCAGUUUGGGGAUUAAGCAUGUAUCAUCCACGAUCUCAAUUACUGUCUGCAAGUGCUGAUGGAACUGUAAAACUGUGGAGCCCACUAAAUAAGAUUCCUCUUCUUAAUACGUUUACAUCAGAGCAGGAUGGCAUUCCUACUUCCGUGGAUUUUGUAAGAGACGAACCUCAUAAAUUGGUUGUCGCUUAUGAAGAAGCUUGUGUUAUUUUUGACGCCGAAACUGCAACACCAGUUUGUAGGUUGGAAAAUAAUGGAACAAAAGGUGUAAAUUGCGUCGUAGCGCACCCUAUAUUACCAGUAAUCGUUGCGGCUCAUGAAGAUAGACACAUUCGCUUUUACGACCAUCGUUCUGCAACACUAGCACAUGCAAUGGUCGCACACUUAGACGCUGUCACUAGUCUCGCUGUCGAUCCACACGGACUGUAUCUUCUAUCUGGAAGUGAGUAA